This is a messenger RNA of Zea mays, 1324 nucleotides long. Its product is annotated as probable BOI-related E3 ubiquitin-protein ligase 3. The transcript has a single exon. Bases 128 to 1018 code for a protein of 296 amino acids. Gene Ontology annotation, molecular function: ubiquitin-protein transferase activity. The record is from RefSeq and is a predicted model, not a curated record. NCBI's taxonomy places the organism in Eukaryota, Viridiplantae, Streptophyta, Magnoliopsida, Poales, Poaceae.
UCGGCGACGUCCGACCACGUGGCUGGGCCGGCUCCCCGGCGAUAUAUAUAACCCGCGCUCCGUAGUCCAUCCAUCCAUCACCCAACCAAGCCUUCGUCCUCCUCCCUCACUCACAGUGGUGGACACCAUGGCCGUACAAGCGCAAUUCGGCGGCCUCCUGCUCCCACCCUACGCGGUCGAGGACCAGAUGCGGGCGCUCAAGGACUACGGCGUGCUCCUGUCCGCCGCGCAGAGCGAGCUGACGCGCAACGUCGUCGUCGGCGGCGGCGGGGCGGCCGCCAUGCCCCUGCCGUCGCGCAAGCGCCACCGCAGGGAGGACGAGCACCGGCACUACAACGUGGACGUGCCUCUCCCGGGGAUGGGGUCGCUGGCCGCAGACCCGACGGCGGCGGCGUCGACGAGCGGCCGGGCGCCCGCCGACGCCGAGGUGGACGCGCUGGUGCGGGCCGAGUGCGAGCAGCUGCGCGCGGGGCUGGAGGCGGCGCGGGCGCGGCAGCGCCGGGCGCUGCUGGCGCGCGCGGCCGCGUCCGUCCUUGCGCGGCGGGCGCGGGAGGCGGAGGCCCGGCUGGAGGCCGCGCGGCGACGCGCCGCGGAGCUCGACGAGUGGGUCCGCCUGGCCGCCGCGGAGGCGCAGGCGUGGUGCGGCGUCGCGCGGGCCAACGAGGCCGUCGCCGCGGGCAUGCGCGCCACGCUCGACGCGCUCCUCCUCCGCUCCUCGGCCGCCGCCGCCGGCCGCGAGGGCGAGGGCGACUCGUCCGAGCCCGGGCCCGAGGACGCGCAGUCUCGCUGCUCCUGCUGCUACGUUGAGGACGUUGAGGCGACGGGCACCGCUGCCGCCACGCCCUCGCCAUUGUGGAACGGCAGGUGGGCGUGCAGGGCGUGCGGCGAGGGCGAGGCGUCCGUGCUGCUGCUGCCGUGCCGGCACAUGUGCCUGUGCAAGGCGUGCGAGCCCCGGACGGACGCCUGCCCGGUCUGCUCCGGCGCCAAGAACGCGUCCAUCCACAUCGCGCCCAGCUGAUGCCCACCGCGCCAAGUCGUUUGUUUGCGGGGCCUAGCAUGGCGCGUCGAUUGGAUUCAAUUUGCUCCGUAGGGUUCGUCAAGUAACCUAGAUGAGUAGUUAGGAGUUUGAUAGAUUCGAUGCCGUUGAUUUUCUUUUAUGCACGAUGUUAAUGGAAAAUCAGAAAGAAGACCGACUUGUCAUGUAAACCGGCAUGCUUCCUUGCUCUGUUUUCUCAGCGUAUUUGUUGCUCUAGAUUUUCGUUUCUUCUGUUUUGACGCCAAGAAAUAUAUAUAAUGUAGGGCCCGCUUCCUCAUUUAAAAAAAA